Molecule: messenger RNA, 5258 nt
Organism: Alexandromys fortis (reed vole)
Lineage: Eukaryota; Metazoa; Chordata; Mammalia; Rodentia; Cricetidae
Gene: Myo1f
Product: myosin IF
Exons: 28
Coding region: 137-3433 (1098 amino acids)
Biological process (GO): vesicle transport along actin filament; actin filament organization
Cellular component (GO): cytoplasm; myosin complex; actin cytoskeleton
Molecular function (GO): microfilament motor activity; actin filament binding; ATP binding
Source: RefSeq, a predicted model, not a curated record
UUGCAAGAGGAACUGGGGCCAGGAGUCUGCAGAAGGAGUAGAUGAAGAAGCAGGGCCAUGCCAGAGCCACUCUCAGGAACCCCCUGAGCCUGUGCCCCUAUCACUACCCACAGGAGCCCAGACACCAACCCUCACCAUGGGCAGCAAGGAGCGUUUUCACUGGCAGAGUCACAAUGUGAAGCAGAGCGGAGUGGACGACAUGGUGCUGCUGCCCCAGAUCACGGAGGACGCCAUUGUGAGCAAUCUGCGCAAGCGCUUCAUGGACGACUACAUCUUCACAUAUAUCGGCUCCGUGCUUAUCUCUGUAAACCCCUUCAAGCAAAUGCCCUACUUCACUGACCGAGAAAUUGACCUCUACCAGGGUGCGGCCCAGUAUGAGAAUCCCCCCCAUAUCUACGCCCUCACCGACAACAUGUACCGGAAUAUGCUGAUCGACUGUGAGAACCAGUGUGUCAUUAUCAGUGGGGAGAGCGGAGCUGGGAAGACAGUGGCUGCUAAGUACAUCAUGGGUUACAUCUCCAAGGUGUCUGGCGGGGGUGACAAGGUCCAGCACGUCAAAGACAUAAUCCUCCAGUCAAACCCACUGCUGGAGGCCUUCGGCAAUGCCAAGACAGUGCGCAACAACAAUUCCAGCCGCUUCGGCAAGUACUUUGAGAUCCAGUUCAGCCGAGGCGGGGAACCAGAUGGAGGCAAGAUCUCCAACUUCCUGCUGGAGAAGUCUCGUGUGGUCAUGCAGAAUGAGAAUGAGAGGAAUUUCCACAUCUACUACCAGCUUCUGGAAGGGGCCUCCCAGGAGCAGCAGCAGAACCUGGGACUCAUGACACCAGACUACUAUUACUACCUAAACCAAUCAGACACCUACAAGGUGGAAGGCACUGAUGACCGGAGCGACUUCAGCGAGACCCUGAACGCCAUGCACGUCAUUGGGAUUCCAGCCAGCGUGCAGCAACUUGUCCUGCAGCUCGUGGCAGGGAUCCUGCACCUGGGGAACAUCAGCUUCUGUGAAGAAGGGAACUAUGCCCGUGUGGAGAGCGCAGACCUCUUGGCCUUUCCAGCCUACCUGCUGGGCAUAGACAGUGGGCGACUGCAGGAGAAGCUGACCAGUCGAAAGAUGGACAGCAAAUGGGGUGGACGCAGUGAGUCCAUUGAUGUGACCCUCAACGUGGAGCAGGCAGCCUACACUCGUGAUGCGCUGGCCAAGGGGCUCUAUGCCCGCCUCUUCGACUUCCUGGUGGAGGCCAUCAACCGUGCCAUGCAGAAGCCUCAGGAAGAGUACAGCAUCGGUGUCCUUGACAUCUACGGCUUUGAGAUCUUCCAGAAAAAUGGCUUUGAGCAGUUCUGCAUCAACUUCGUCAAUGAGAAGUUACAGCAGAUUUUUAUUGAGCUCACCCUGAAGGCGGAACAGGAGGAGUAUGUGCAAGAGGGCAUCCGCUGGACCCCCAUCGAGUACUUCAACAACAAAGUCGUGUGUGACCUCAUUGAAAACAAGCUGAACCCCCCAGGCAUCAUGAGCGUGCUAGAUGACGUGUGCGCCACGAUGCAUGCAACUGGCGGUGGCGCGGACCAGACGCUGCUGCAAAAGCUGCAAGCUGCAGUGGGCACCCACGAGCACUUCAACAGCUGGAGCUCGGGUUUCGUCAUCCAUCACUACGCAGGCAAAGUCUCCUAUGACGUCAGUGGCUUCUGUGAGAGGAAUCGAGACGUCCUGUUCUCUGACCUUAUAGAACUGAUGCAGUCCAGUGACCAAGCCUUCCUACGGAUGCUCUUUCCUGAGAAGCUAGACACAGACAAGAAGGGCCGCCCCAGUACUGCUGGCUCCAAGAUCAAGAAACAAGCCAAUGACCUGGUGUCCACACUGAAGAAGUGCACACCCCACUAUAUCCGCUGCAUCAAACCCAAUGAGACCAAGCGGCCCCGGGACUGGGAGGAGAGCAGGGUGAAGCACCAGGUGGAGUACCUGGGCCUACGGGAAAACAUCCGGGUGCGCAGGGCAGGCUUUGCCUACCGUCGGCAGUUCUCCAAGUUCCUGCAGAGGUAUGCCAUUCUGACCCCUGAGACAUGGCCACGGUGGCGUGGAGAUGAACGCCAGGGUGUCCAGCACCUGCUUCGUGCAGUCAACAUGGAGCCAGACCAGUACCAGAUGGGGAGCACCAAGGUCUUUGUCAAGAACCCGGAGUCGCUUUUCCUCCUGGAAGAAAUGAGAGAGAGGAAGUUUGAUGGCUUCGCCCGUACCAUCCAGAAAGCCUGGCGGCGCCACAUAGCAGUCCGAAAGUACGAGGAGAUGCGGGAAGAAGCUUCCAACAUCCUACUGAACAAGAAGGAACGCAGGCGAAACAGCAUUAACCGGAAUUUUGUCGGGGACUAUCUGGGGCUGGAGGAGCGGCCUGAGUUGCGCCAGUUCCUGGCCAAAAGGGAACGAGUGGACUUUGCCGACUCAGUCACUAAGUAUGACCGCCGUUUCAAGCCCAUCAAACGGGACUUGAUCCUGACCCCCAAGUGUGUGUAUGUGAUUGGGAGAGAGAAGGUCAAAAAGGGACCAGAGAAGGGUUUGGUUCGUGAAGUCCUGAAGAAGAAAUUGGAGAUCCAGGCCCUUCGAGGGGUGUCCCUCAGCACCAGACAGGAUGACUUCUUCAUCCUUCAAGAAGAGGCUGCCGACAGUUUCUUAGAAAGUAUCUUCAAGACCGAGUUCGUCAGCCUUCUGUGCAAGCGCUUUGAAGAGGCCGCGCGCAGGCCCCUGCCCCUCACCUUCAGCGACACACUACAGUUCCGGGUGAAGAAGGAAGGCUGGGGCGGAGGCAGUACCCGCAACGUCACCUUCUCCCGAGGGAUAGGAGACUUGGCUAUGCUCAAAGCUGGGGGCCGAGCUCUCACUGUCAGCAUUGGGGACGGUCUGCCUAAGAGCACCAAGCCUACGCGGAAGGGGUUAGCCCAGGGAAGACCUCGAAGGUCAGCGCAGGCCCCUACUCGAGCAGCUCCUGGGCCCCCCAGAGGCAUGAAUCGAAAUGGGGUACCACCUUCUUCCCGAGCGGGGCCCUUACCCAUGGAGAUCACAUCUGGAAGGAGUUCCCAGAGGCCUCCCCGGGGCCCUCCAUCCUCAACCCUAGGAGCCAGCAGACGUCCCCGGGCACGGCCACCUUCAGAGCACAACACAGAAUUCCUCAAUGUGCCUGACCAGGGUGUGGCAGGCAUGCAAAGGAAGCGGAGCAUAGGGCAGAGACCUGUGCCAGGUGUGGGCCGGCCCAAGCCCCAACCACGCAUCCAUGGCCCAAGGUGCCGGGCACUGUACCAAUACAUAGGCCAAGAUGUGGACGAGCUGAGCUUCAAUGUGAAUGAAGUAAUUGAGAUCCUCAUGGAAGAUCCCUCUGGCUGGUGGAAGGGCCGACUCCAUGGCCAGGAAGGUCUCUUCCCAGGAAACUAUGUGGAGAAAAUCUGACUAUCCGCCCACCAGUCUGCCUGCUUGCCUGCCAGGGAGCCACACCCUGCCAGUGGGAGCUUUGAUUUCCCUGGCUGCACUGGCCGGAAUGCCCAGGCCUGUGGCCUCCAGCCCAGUGAGGGCCCUGUGUGUGGAGGAUCACCACCGUCACACCCCAUGCCUGGUGCUGGCCUCCCAUGGGUUGAGUCGCUGUCCAAGUCUCUGUUUCAUCAUGUGUCCGAUAGGAUUCGCUGCAGAACCUACCUCCCAACUGCCUUGUGUGUGUGAAACGAGUGAGCGCCAAGUGCUGUGCACAGCCCAGGGUCAGGGGACUUUGACAGUCGGGCUCUCCACCUUGCUCUCAUUACUGAGGCAAAUAAACACGUCAGGUGAAAACAAGGAGAAAAUUACUGAGUUCUGGGGCUGGGGAUGUGGCUUAGUUGGUAGAGUGCUUGCUUCUCAACAUGAGGCCCUGGGGUUCCUCAGGACCACAUUAAAUCGGGCAUGGUGGUGCAUGGCUGUGAUCUCAGUAGUCAAGAGACGGGACAGGGAGACCGAGAGUGCAAUGUCAGCCUUGACUAUACAGUUGAUUGUAAAAACAACAUAUAUAUUUGUGUGUGUGUGUGUGUGUGUGUGUGUGUGUGUGUGUGUGUGUGUGUGAGGUCUGAGGACACCUUUGUGAAGCCAGUUCUCUCCUUCCCCCAUGUGGAUUCCGGGAGUCAAACUUAUGUCAUCAAGCUCUGUGGUGAGGCCUUAGCCCCCAAGCCGUCUCACCAGCCCUAAAUAACCAAUGUUGAGGAUGUCCUGGGCGAUAUAAGACUUUCGUGUGGGGGUGAGGAAACUGCUCCGAAAAGUCCUGCUUCUGCGUUUGCCUCAGGAAACCAACCUUGGCUGGGAAAACAAGCACAGGAUGUAGCUGGACCUCAUCGGGUCUCCUGUUGGCCAAUCAUUCUGCAAAAGCAUUUAACUGUCCUUGAGUGUGGCUGGACCCUUCCGCCUCUGAGUUCUUAUACACUCCAGUUCAGAAGCACUUGUAUAGCAUGGGGUUAAAUCAGUACUGAGAGAGAAAGAGAGAGAGAGAGAAAAUAAUGACUUAUUAUAUAGACCAGGCUAGUCUUUUUUGUUUGUUUGUUUGUUUUUCGAGACAGGGUUUCUCUAUAGCUUUGGAGCCUGUCCUGGAGCUAGGCUUGAGCCACCACCACCACCCAGCUCAGGCUAGUCUUGAACUUCUACAAAUCUGUCUGCCUUUGCCUCCCAAGUUCUAGAAUUAAGAUUUAUUUAUUUUAAAUAAUUUUUUGAGAUUAUGAAAACAAUUACAUCACUUUCCCCUUCCUAAAUACAAAAAUACAACCUGCUCAGUCUAUAACAUCAAUGCAUGUAUGUGCUUUCAGGGUUGACACCUCGUCCUGGAUAACCAUGGUGUGCUCUUCCCUGGGGAAGACUGUUUCUCAUGCUCUCAGCAUCCCUUAAUUGCCUGUAACUCUUUGUCUAGGGUUGAGGCCUCACAAGCAUGGCCCCCCAAUGGCUAUGGUGAAGGAGGAGGGUCAGUGAGAUGGCCAGCAGGCCAGUGUGCUCACUGUUCACUCCUGGCAGAGCCCACAUAAAGGUGGAUGGGGGAGAGCUGACUAUGCAAAUCUUUCCUCUUUCAACCCCCCUCCUGCUAACAACAAACAGGGGCUGCAGAGAUGGAUCGGUGGUUAAGAGCACUGCUCUUGUAGAGGACCAGGGUUUGAUUUCCAGUACCCACAAGGUGGCUCACAACCCAUCCAUAACUCCAGUCUCAGGGUAUCCAACACCUUCUUCUGGCUCCCCUGGGCAGCAGGCACACACGAGGUACACAUACACA